Molecule: messenger RNA, 847 nt
Organism: Mercenaria mercenaria
Lineage: Eukaryota; Metazoa; Mollusca; Bivalvia; Venerida; Veneridae
Exons: 3
Coding region: 1-390 (129 amino acids)
Source: RefSeq, a predicted model, not a curated record
AUGCGCGCGCGGUCUGAAUCUCAGAUCAAACACGAACUUGCUAAUGGACAUUAUAAGAUUGUACAUGAAAAGCCCCAUAUUGUGUCUGCACUUGGAGCUAUUCCAAAAAAGGAUUCAAACAAAAUUACAGGUGGGCAAGAGGCCGAGCUGGACAGAGCUGUGCAAUUCUACACGGGUUGUGCUUUUGCUGACUCUACAAAAAGAGCUUAUAAAACACAUCGGAAAUCUUAUCUGGAUUUUUGCUCCAAAUCUGGAUAUGCCCCUGUCCCAGCAACUUCAUUUUUGCCGUUAUGCAGCUUAUCUAUUAUGCUUCAUAUUAGAUGGAGUAAAGUGAUUCAGUUUAAAUCACGAACUUUUGAUUUACCCAUGCCCCGCCUCAAAUCAAAUUAACUUUGUCCUGUCCAAGCGCUUUUUAACUGUUUUCAGCUUACUCCUGGGGCAGAUUUGGACGACCCUGCUUUUAUCUACAAAGUUAAUGGCCAUUUGUUACCCCUUACUUGUGACCUUUUCAUUAACCGUGUCCGCAAUUGCCUCGCUCUAAGUGGUUUAAACCCUUCGGAGAAAGCCAGUCAUAGUUUCCGCAGAGGCGGAGCGAGCUUUUGUUACGCAAUUGGCCUUCCUACAGAUUCCAUUAAAUUGUUAGGUGAUUGGCGCUCCACCUGUUACCAGUCAUACAUAGACAAUGACGCCCAAACACGUUUCCAAAUUAUUAGUCGUAUGCAACAGGCCGUUUAAACGGUCUUUGUUUCCUUUUCUGUAACUACAUCCCUACCCUACUCUACGUCUGGUGAUUGGACGAUACUUUGUAUUGAUCAUCACAUGUAUAUUAUAUUUUAUAUCGGAGGGU